Porites evermanni is the source of this 2770-nucleotide messenger RNA. NCBI's taxonomy places the organism in Eukaryota, Metazoa, Cnidaria, Anthozoa, Scleractinia, Poritidae. The record is from the annotation of a GenBank genome assembly.
CACGUCCCAUGUACGAGACCGGAUUGUGUGCUCCCGGGUUGUGUAAAUCUGAAGUUACAGACUAUGAACAACAACACUAGAAAGACAAAGAUGCAUGGAAAUGGGCCUAAAUCAAGGUGAGGCUACGUAUUUCCGGAAAAGUUCUGAAGGUACCAUCCAUUCAUCGUACUUAUACGACUGAUAAUGAAUUGUGCUUUGACUAUUCUCUGUGCAUGGAAGUCUUCAUGCUUCGAAGGGAUUCACGAAUCUUAUUACUAUUGAUUUUAUUCGAAAAACACGAUUAUGUUGGUGUACCUGUCCUCUCCGCNGGUCAAGUGCUCAACUUCCUAUAACAGGCGAUGGAGUUAACAUUUACAACUUAUUCUUAUGUCAAAACAGUUUGACUUUAUAGGGAGUAUGUUCUCCGCGACAAAUAGAAAGAACAUGCCACCACGAUUCCUGCGGGAUUCCCCUGCUACGAUACGCCAGCCUACCGUACACGUCCCAUGUACGAGACCGGAUUGUGUGCUCCCGGGUUGUGCAAAUCUGAAGUUACAGACUAUGAACAACAACACUAGAAAGACAAAGAUGCAUGGAAAUGUGCCUAAAUCAAGGUGAGGCUACGUAUUUCCGGAGAAGUUUUGAAGGUACCAUCCAUUCAUCGUACUUAUACGACUGAUAAUGAAUUGUGCUUUGACUAUUCUCUGUGCAUGGAAGUCUUCAUGCUUCGAAGGGAUUCACGAAUCUUAUUACUAUUGAUUUUAUUCGAAAAACACGAUUAUGUUGGUGUAUCUGUCCUCUCCGCAUCCGAAAAUUGAUUCAAUAUUUAAAUUUUAGCAGAAAACUAUUUUCGCGGAAGAAAUUUAACUUUCCGCAUAGCUCUAUCACCAUACGUCAAGACGCUCGAGAUUUGCGCAGCAGAUGAGAUGAGAGAUGAGAUGAUGAUUUGUUAAACUCAGCUCUCAGCUCUGUUUUACAUGACAUGAAGGUUAAAUUUAGAUAGGCAGUACAAUUAAGGAAAAAAAGAAAACUUGUAACAACAAAAUAGAGAGCGAGUUGGGAUCAUCCAUCUAGUGGAUGACCCCUGCAAUAAAAUACAAUUACAGACAGAAUUAAGAAUAUAUCUAUUCUAUAAACAGGAUUUCUUCAUGCGCUAAGGAAGAGAAUUAAUUAGAAUAACAAUUGAGGAUAGCGUUCUUAAGGGUUUUACGAAAUAUUCUACGAGAAUUUGAAUUAGUUAUACUUGUAGGCAAGGAGUUCCAAAGACGAGGACCAGUGAAUUUUAGGGAGCGUAAGCCAUAUUGGGUGGUAUUAACUGAGGCUACAUAUAAAUUUCUAUUACAUAAUUGCCGCGUUGAAUAGCAAUGAACCGAAAAGGUAAAUUUGAAAUAUUCACUGAAACGGGGGGUGGGGGGUAACAGUCUGCGUGACUAAUGAUAAACAAAAGAGAGUAUCUGUGAUUCAAUGACAUUAUUGAGCUUACGCAGGGUGAGAGCAACCUCGUUCCCAGGGUUCUCUCCCACUCGCUCCGGAGGGCGGGUAGGAGAGAACUCUGGGAACGAGGUUGGGUUGAGAGAUUUGAACAGACGCUCAGAAUGGGAUUUUGGUCCAGAGAAAGAUUUUUUUAAUAGUCGUUUAUUUACACAUGAUACAGUCACAAAAUUUUAAAACAAAAAGAAAGUAUAUAACAGUAUUACAGAUUGGACCAAAUUACAUAAAAGCGAAAACGCAAUAGCAUUAGACCUGUUAAUUAACAGAUUAUUCCGGUAAGUUGAAUUCUUACUAAUUGAAGAAGGCAGUUUUUCGAAGUCAUACCUCCAACUGAUUUUAUCCUUGAAUUCAUCCAAAGAUAAAUCUUUAGGUGCUAACUUAUUUAUGUGCAAGUAAUAUUACGAAAUAAAGUAGAGUAUCUGUGAUCCUCUAGAUUUUUUCUUCGUUCUAAAAAAAACUGGCGCCUGCCUAGUACGCAGAAUAGGAAUCUUCCAGUUAACGUGUUUAUAUAUUUAUUUAAAUCACCAGCUGCAUCGCUCAAAACACAGAGAUGGGGUUAACUGCUGCAGGACAAAAUGCGGCUAGUUUAUGGGAUCAGGAUCUAAUAGACAUCUUAAACAUUCUGGGCGAUGAAAACAACCUCAUCCCUUUCAACUUGUCAGAGAACGAUCUGCUCAGUAUCCUUGAUGGAGGUGGUGACCAGGUGUUUUCUCCCUCACAAAUAACUGGUGAACUGGAGCUAAGAACUCUACAAGCUGCUCCAAGUAUUCACAACACACCCUCUGAUCAAACAAAAGUGCAAAAUCAGCCCGUCAUGCAGUUUCAGAGAACCCUCAGUCUGGGAACCAGGAUGAAAUCGAAUGACUCUGUUCUGCUGGAAAACGCCGAGCAAGUGGGGAUUGGACAAGCUUUUUCAGGCCAAGAUACAGGUACUGUCCACAUCGACGUCAUAGCCAACACCACUCAAGCAACCAACCAAUCUCCAAGCAAACGUAACACCCCAUACGAUAUGAAUGGUACCGUGCCAAAAACAGGAGCAAGCCCACGUGGCGUAAAACGCUCCACAGAUAAUCGGUUAAGAGAAAUAGAAAGUACUGAGAAAAAGACAAUUGGGGAUAAUACUCAGGCUAGGAAAAAGUUUAGAAAUCCUACUCAAUCAACAAACAACUUAUUUCGGAUCCUUGGCUUGAUCCUGCAAGCCUUUAAAAGUCCGCUGACAAGCGAUCUCGAGGAACAUUAUAUACGUGUGCUAAAUAGAGCGCUUUUUGAGAUCCGCAAUGCCCAUCGAUUUCUGCAGUAA